UCACAGAUACCUGCAAAUGUUCAGUGUGUUGCAUGAGAGUGUGUUUCCUGUGACAGGAAAGAAGAUGCACAGAGCAAUGCCCUGCAGACUUUCUGAGACUUUGUUUUGUGUAACCAAGGAUGUCCACUGAAAACCCUGAUAGUCUUGACGAGGCAAAUACAAAGACUGAAAUUGAGGAACUCCUAGAUGAACUCAAAUCUGCAUCUCCUGAGAAAUAUGAAUGUGGUAGGGAACUUUUCAAGAUCUUUGAGGAGAAAAGGCCAUUAACAGUUGAAGACUUGAAAAGACUGCUUCCACUUUUGAAGUCAAAGCAAGACAGAAAGAAUUGUAAGAGUGUAAAAGUGAAGGUCUUACCAGUGACUGGAUCAAAAACCAAUGGUGCUCAUGAAAAAAUUCUGAAGUUGAUACAUGCAAAGAAGGAUCCUAAAGACUAUGAGUGGGUCCUGGUCUUCUGUCCUGUCCUUUCUCGAGUUUGGACAGACGUGGACAUGGCCUUGGCAAAAAUUCCAGAUGAAGCAAAAGAGAAGGACGUUGUUCUGGUGCUGAUGCAUUACACAACAGAUAUCAGUCUUUCUACAACAACACAGAAGCAUCCAGAUGUUAAGUUCAGCGUUGACGUUCUCUUCCAUGACACUGGCUAUUUUCAGUGUGACAAAAACAAACAAGCCAUAGAGCAAAUUAAAACAUUUUUCAAAUCUAAACCUAACACAAAAGAAGCCAUAAAGCAACUGAAAAAGAUAAAAGAAGAGACGAAGACCUAAAGUAGAAGAACAUUGUGGACAAAUGUUUCCCUAAAAAUGAACGUGGCAAUGGAUUCAUUUAAAUUUAUGGCCAUCCUUAGCUAUUUUGUAAAAUUAGCAUUGAUGAUCCUGAAUUUGUAGACAACCUGUGGGUCAGGAAAUAUAAAUAAGAAUUGUUUUAUCAUUUCUACCUUCAUUAUAGACAAAUAUAGACACAGACACAUUUUUUACCUACAUUUCUUGGGAGUUUAUGUCAAAAACACCACAUCUUUGUUGAUUUUUUUAAGGAGUAUUCUCAGAUAUAUAAAAAAACAAAACAAAACCGAAACAUUUGUGUAUAUAUGCAAAGCACUGUUGUGAGUACACUGUUAAAGUACAGUUUGGUAACAUGGUUUGGCUUAUUAUGAAUGUAUUAAAUUAGAUGUGCUAUUUCCUGGACUGCUGUGUAUCAUCCCCUUUGUCCUACAACUUUGGAUGAUUAUUUAAAAUGUGCAUUAGAUCAGAGAGUCCGAAACCUUCUAUUUUCCAUGGAGAUUGUGUCGUUUGUCUGGAAUGUUCAACCGAAUGGCAUUAAAUCUGGAGAUAGAUGGAGAUUGAUUGUUUCUUGGCAAUAAAAAAAAAUAAUUGAUUAUGU
This is a messenger RNA of Periophthalmus magnuspinnatus, 1374 nucleotides long. RefSeq lists its product as uncharacterized. Lineage: Eukaryota; Metazoa; Chordata; Actinopteri; Gobiiformes; Gobiidae. The coding region runs from base 120 to 761 and encodes 213 amino acids. The transcript has 6 exons. The record is from RefSeq and is a predicted model, not a curated record.